UCUUCAGCGUCAUUGUGGAGAGGAGGGAAGCGGUAAAAGUAACAACCAAGUCUGCAUCGUAUGCCUGCCUUUUCCCAUUGCCAAUGAAUUGUCCUCGCAUUCCUAUGUCUUCCAGUUGACAUACUGCACGCACGGCACACCAGUUCUGCAAAGAAACAGGAUAUUCGCAGGCUGUGUGAUUUUCAGCACCUGAUCAUUGCUGACUCUGUUCACCCUUCUGGAUCAUGGCACAGACCAACAGCGUGGGGCAGGGGAGCAAUGGAGUAGCCGAUGAAUCGCCGAACAUGAUUGUAUACAGAAAGAUGGAGGACGUAAUAGCACGCAUGCAGGAUGAGAAGAAUGGAAUUCCUAUCCGCACUGUGAAAAGUUUUUUGUCCAAGAUUCCAAGUGUUUUUUCAGGUUCUGACAUUGUACAGUGGAUGAUCAAAAACCUGAACAUUGAUGAUCAAGUGGAGGCCCUUCACAUAGGGACCCUGAUGGCUGCCCAUGGCUACUUCUUCCCUAUCUCAGACCACGUACUCACACUCAAAGACGACGGCACUUUUUACAGGUUUCAGACCCCCUACUUCUGGCCAUCAAACUGCUGGGAGCCAGAAAAUACAGACUAUGCUGUUUACCUGUGCAAAAGAACAAUGCAAAACAAAGCUCGUCUGGAGCUAGCAGAUUAUGAGGCGGAGAGCUUAGCGAGGCUACAGAGAGCAUUUGCCAGAAAAUGGGAGUUCAUAUUUAUGCAAGCAGAAGCACAAGCAAAAGUUGACAAGAAAAGGGAUAAGAUUGAGAGGAAAAUUCUCGAUAGUCAAGAAAGAGCAUUUUGGGAUGUGCACAGACCUGUGCCCGGAUGUGUAAACACAACAGAAGUUGACAUAAAGAAGUCCUCCAGAAUGAAAAACCCCCACAAGACAAGAAAGUCUGUAUAUGGGCCUCAGAAUGAUGUGCGCACCCACAGCCCCACCCACACCCCUGCCCCAGAGGCCAAGCCGGCCACAGAGGAGGAGCUACAGGACCAGAUCACUUAUUGGGGAGGGCAAUUAGACAGACAUCGGCUGAAAAUGUCCAAAGUGGCCGAGAGUUUGUUGGCCUAUACAGAGCAAUAUGUGGAAUAUGACCCCUUCAUCACGCCAACUGACCCCUCCAACCCCUGGAUCUCAGACGAUACCACUGUUUGGGAGCUGGAGGCCAGUAAGGAGCCAGGUCAGCAGAGGGUGAAGAGGUGGGCAUUCGGAAUCAAUGAGGUUCUCAAGGAUCAGGUGGGGAGGGAGCAGUUCCUCAAGUUCCUGGAGUCUGAGUUUAGCUCAGAGAACCUGAGGUUCUGGCUAGCGGUCCAGGAGGUGAAGAAGAGGCCAAUCCGGGAGGUCCCGACCCGGGUUCAGGAGAUCUGGCAGGAGUUCCUGGCCUCUGGAGCUCCCAGUGCCAUCAAUGUUGAUUCUAAGAGCUACGACAAGACCACCCAGAAUGUCAAGGACCCUGGACGCUAUGCCUUUGAAGACGCACAGGAUCACAUCUUCAAGCUGAUGAAGAGUGACUCCUAUAGCCGCUUCAUCCGUUCCAGUGCCUAUCAGGAGCUGUUACAGGCCAAGAAGAAGAAAAGUAAGAACUUGUUUUGAAGGAUUUUGCUUCCAGGGGAAACCCCUUACAUCAAAGAGGCUGACCAGUCUUGUGCCAUCAUGCUAAAACAUAGUCACUCUCGGAUAUAGAGGAGGACCAUAUCAUUUCUACGUCAUCGGCGUUUGCUUUCCACUCAGACGAUGAGCGGGACAGUACAUCAGAUGUUGCAUGUCCAAGGAGAAGACUUGUUAUUCCUUUUACCUGAUCUAUGUCUACUAUUGGAAAGGAGAGGCAUUUGGAGACUUUUACAAAUAUUGGGGCUGGAUAAUGCCUUUCCAGAAAGUCAGUGUCCAGUUACUUACACCAUAUCUGAUGGACACGUAUGUCCCUCUCCAGCUGAGCUAAUAAUGUCAGAAAUAAAAUAAAAAAUGAAGGAAACAUGAGCUUAACAGUAAAAUCUGUUCAAAAUAUCAUCACUAUACAGUACUCGAUCUGUAAUCACAGAUACUUUGGUCACGCUAAGGGAAGUGUUGUGCGGUAUGCAUAAAUGUAAAUUGUUAUGUUCAUUUUGCAUUGAUUUUAUUGCACUGCAAUAAUUAGCACAGUUUUCAUUACACCUGUAAAGUCACAUUUGAGCUGUAAGAAAAGGUGUUUUCUGUCUUAUGUAAAACGUAAGUCUUUGUUACUCUCUCCUGCAUUUAUUUUUAUACCAUAUUUAAAGACACUUAAAAAAUGUAUUAAAGUUGUCCCUUUAUCUGUU
Molecule: messenger RNA, 2305 nt
Organism: Oncorhynchus nerka (sockeye salmon)
Lineage: Eukaryota; Metazoa; Chordata; Actinopteri; Salmoniformes; Salmonidae
Product: regulator of G-protein signaling 7
Exons: 18
Coding region: 225-1604 (459 amino acids)
Biological process (GO): positive regulation of GTPase activity; regulation of G protein-coupled receptor signaling pathway; intracellular signal transduction
Cellular component (GO): neuron projection; plasma membrane; cytoplasm
Molecular function (GO): GTPase activator activity
Source: RefSeq, a predicted model, not a curated record